Molecule: messenger RNA, 2306 nt
Organism: Maniola jurtina (meadow brown)
Lineage: Eukaryota; Metazoa; Arthropoda; Insecta; Lepidoptera; Nymphalidae
Product: vanin-like protein 1
Exons: 9
Coding region: 172-1581 (469 amino acids)
Source: RefSeq, a predicted model, not a curated record
AUGCUCGUGUUUCAGUUCAGUCACUCAAUGCCUCUGAGGCCCAGUGGUAGUCGGUACGUACGCGCGAUAACCGCCGCCGGGCAACGUCGCUAGUCGACGAACUUUAUUUAUUUAAUUAAUUUUUUUUAAUUUAUUUUUUAUACUUUUGUUAGUUUGUUUGCGUUCGGAAAAAUGGAACUAUUAAAAAUAGUGUUGUGCUCUUUAUGUUUGGGUUUUGUUUCGUGCGGAUCGGAGAGCUACAAGGCAGCCGUGGUGGACUUCGCGAAGGCCGAUGUAAUCAGCAGCAAUAAAUACGCCGCGCUGAUACGCGAAGCAGCUCAAUCAAAAGUCGAUCUGUUGGUGCUCCCUACGCCAAAGGACGUAGCCAAAACUACUCUUGAAUCCUGCGUCAAUGGAUUAGAAAAUUAUGAUGAGGUCGUGAAGUCGGUGUCAGCAGCGGCGAAGCACGCUCAAAUGUACGUGGUAGCGCCACUGUACGAGAAGAUACACUGCCAGAACAAGGAGGAACUGGUCGCCAGCACUCUGGUCUUUGAUAGAAAUGGAGCUGUUAUUUCUGUGCACAGGAAACCCGUAAACAGCUUCACAAAAUGCAACACGACAACUUCAAGGCUAGGUCGCUUCAUCACCGACUUCGGGCUCACGUUUGGGGUCAUCGUGGAGGAAGACCUGCUUCUGACCAAAGCUCAAGAGAUCGAGGGCAUCAAGAACUUCGUUGUUACUGACAACGUUUUGUCCAAGAGACCUUUCUUAUUUGGCAAGCAGUUCCCGUCUUCCUGGGCGUUUGCGAACAAUGUCAAUGUGGUAUCAGCCAGUGGCAUCAUUAGUACUCAAGAUGUCCACGAGAGAAAUUCCCCUCUGAUUGUUGCUACACUCGAGAAAAAUGGAAUUGGUAAAUCCACCCUUAUCGCCGGCCCUCCCGCCUCGUUCCCAAAUGACGAGCUGAGUCAAUACGUGACCCGGCCUUUGAACUUGGAAGCCAGUACGCGGGGCUACAGCGACUCAGUGUGCCACGGAACAUUCUGCUGUCAGUUCUACGUGAAGACCAGUGUUAUUGGUACAACCCCACAAGAUGUCGGCUACAACCUCGUGGCAUUUGAGGGGAUCCACCAAACUGGUUCCAGCAAUAUCGGAGUGCAGACUUGCUCAGUAGUGGCCUGCGCAGGGUUGGACAAGCGCUCGUGCUUUAUUGCAUCCGAAAACAACACCACAAAUAUCAAAUUCAACGAAAUAUCCAUCAACGCGAACUUCUCCAAAGAAAACUCAGCCCAGUUCCCCACCAUCUCAACCACUACUCAAACUGUGUUUAACAACGAAAACCUUAAGUUUACAAUCGAUAACAAAGAUUAUAAACAUGUAACUACUAAAAUAUAUGACGCUGAGAAUAUUUUCGCUUUUGGUAUUAUUGGUAGAGAUUACUCUAAAGAUUUUGAAAAUAACAGCGAUAGUAAUAAGGAUGGUGUGAUUUUAGAUUUUUCUGAAUACAUUUCGUAUGAAAAUGUUCAGGAAUUCUUUGAUUACGUCUGGAUUAGGUUGAGGGUAGUUAUUUUUAUUGUUUCCGUUUAUAUAUUAGAAAUGAUGUGAGUAAGGAAAAUGUUGCUUUUCGUAGGGAAUUUUGAGGAAAUAUUGUGUAUCCUAUAAAAUAGUAAUUACUUUGUCCGAUACUUUUGUUAAUUUUAAUUCGGUAGGAAAUGGCAUGAUUUAAGCAGUGAUAUCCUUUUCACUGUCUCCUGCAGAGAAGACUGCAUCAUUUUUGGUUCUUUAGUUUUGUGCGAUUAAUUUAAUUUUGUUAUCCCACCUACUAGCAUUUUUCUUGCCUUGUUUCGAAAGUUUUUGAAAUCGUCUUUUAUUGAAAUUGCACUUAGGUAUUUUUGCUGCAUACAAGAUAAGAAAAAGGUUGAAAAGUUUUGUGUGUGUUUGAGUUUGUGAUUUUUGGUUAGUCAAUAUUUUUUCAUCAAAACAUGAAUAAGGUAUUCUACAAAACUUUUUUGACUUAGGUCAAAAUAGUUUUGUAAUUUUUAGAAUAAGUAUAACUAUAGCUGAGAAGUGUAUUUUUCUUUCAUUUUUUUGCGAGCACACAACUUUUGUUUAUUAAUUAUAGCUAAAAUUUUGAUAAAAAAUCAUACCAAUGUUCUAAAAAUAAGAAUAAGGCUGAAAAUUAUAAUAUGUAGUUACCUAAGUUAUUUUUGUUACGUUAAAACUUAUAAAUUACAAGGUAUGUACUGGAUAUAUGAGUGAAUAUACGACUGAACUCUGUGAUAUUAGUAAUAUGGGAGUGUGAGUGAAAAUAAAAAUUUUUUUCUAUGAAA